Penicillium macrosclerotiorum is the source of this 2712-nucleotide messenger RNA. It is a transcript of the gene dapB, whose product is annotated as dipeptidyl aminopeptidase dapB. Gene Ontology annotation, biological process: proteolysis. Gene Ontology annotation, molecular function: dipeptidyl-peptidase activity; serine-type peptidase activity. The record is from RefSeq and is a predicted model, not a curated record. The transcript is spliced from 4 exons. The coding region runs from base 1 to 2712 and encodes 903 amino acids. Lineage: Eukaryota; Fungi; Ascomycota; Eurotiomycetes; Eurotiales; Aspergillaceae.
AUGGGGAAACUCGACGACGAAGGGGUCCCCGAGGCCGUGCCACUCACUCGGCAGCGGUCGGCAUCUGUCACAUCGCAGUCCACAUCCGAUUCAGGUCUCUCGGUCGCAUCCGCCUCCUUUCUAGACGCCCAUAAGGGGGAGCUCAUGGGAGAGGGCGGCACAGCAGGAGAAACGCAACGAUACCGGGACAUUGAGGAUGGAGCGGAGCCCAGGCUGGACGAGUCUUUUUUUCCAACCAGAAGUCUGCGUCAGGGACUCGCAUGCGGCGGAUAUUCUGGCUGGUGGUUGUGCUCUGCUGCGGAGGCUGGCUACUCGCAGCCGUGCUCUUCCUCACACAGAAACGGUCUACUGCGGGGGAAUAUUCUUCGUACGAGCUACGGGAGGCCGGUAACACUUGAGCAAGUGCUAAAGGGGAGCUGGUCGCCGCUGUCGCAUAAGAUUUCCUGGAUCGGGGGCCCAAAUGGGGAGGACGGACUGCUGGUGGAGCAGGGCGAGAGUGGAGAUGGAUACCUGCGAGUUGAUGAUAUUCACAGCCUCAAGUCCGGAGCCAAGCGCUCUGAAACCCGAGUAUUGAUGCAGAAAUCAUCCUUCUGGGUUGGCAAUGAAUACGUCUCUCCCGUGAAAACAUGGCCAAGUCCGAACUUGGAAAAGGUUCUGGUCAUGUCUCAUUACCAGUCGAAUUGGCGACACUCUUUCUAUGGAAAAUAUUGGAUUCUAGACGUUGCGACGCAAAAGGCAGAGCCGUUGGAUCCCGAAAACCUGGGUGACCGUGUCCAACUGGCUACCUGGUCGCCUCAAUCAGACUCCGUCGUGUUUGUCCGAGAGAAUAAUUUGUAUCUGCGAAAGCUGUCCUUGAAUACGGUGAUCCCGAUAACCAAAGAUGGAGGGCAGGACUUGUUCUUCGGUGUCCCUGAUUGGGUGUAUGAAGAAGAGGUCUUUGCGGGUAAUAGCGGUACCUGGUGGUCUGGCGAUGGUAAAUACAUCGCAUUUUUGCAAACUGAUGAGUCUGAAGUUCCCGAAUAUCCCGUCCAGUACUUUCUCUCUCGACCAUCCGGUGAACAGCCUCCGGCUGGACUGGAGGAAUACCCUGAAGUCAGACAAAUCAAGUACCCCAAGUCUGGUGCCCCCAACCCGGUGGUUCAUAUCCGAUUCUACGAUGUGGAAAAGGAUGAGGUCUUUGUCAUCGAUAUGCCAGAAGACUUUGCCAAUGAUGAUCGGAUUAUCAUUGAAGUGGUGUGGGCAUCGGAGGGUAAGGUUCUAGUGCGUGAAACAAACCGCGAAAGCGAUGUUGUCAAGAUCUAUUUAAUGGACACCAAGGCCAGAACGGGAAAGCUUGUUCGCUCGGAUGACAUUGCUGGCUUGGAUGGAGGAUGGGUCGAACCCUCUCAAUCCACGCGAUUUUUACCUGCAGACCCAGAAAAUGGCCGGCCUGACGAUGGAUAUAUCGAUACUGUGGUAUAUGAAGGCUAUGAUCAUCUGGCUUAUUUUGCACCUCUUGAUAGCUCUGAGCCUGUCAUGCUCACUAAGGGCAACUGGGAAGUGGUUAAUGCUCCCUCUGCUGUCGACCUGAAAAGGAAUCUGGUUUACUUUGUUGCGACAAAAGAGGCACCCACUCAGCGACACGUUUAUCAGGUCAAACUGGACGGAUCUGGCCUUCGUUCCUUGACUGAUGUAUCCAAACCGGGAUAUUUUGAUGUUUCCUUCUCUGAAGGGGCUGGGUACGCUUUGCUGAGUUCCAAAGGCCCGGCUGUUCCCUGGCAAGCUGUUGUCAAUACACAGGGGGAGGAGAUGAAGUAUGAAGUCUGGAUUGAGAAGAAUGAAAGGCUGUCUGGUAUGAUCGAGGAGUAUGCUCUCCCAGCAGAGAUAUACAGCAACGUGACUAUCGAUGGCUAUAUUCUCCAAGUACUUGAACGCCGUCCUGCUAAUUUCAACCCGAAGAAAAAGUACCCCGUACUCUUCUUCUUAUAUGGCGGACCUGGGUCCCAGACAGUUGACCGCAAGUUCACCGUCGAUUUCCAAUCUUAUGUUGCCUCUAGCUUAGGCUAUAUUGUCGUUACCGUGGAUGGUCGGGGUACGGGAUUCAUUGGCCGAGAAGCGCGAUGCAUUGUCCGUGGCAACUUGGGUCACUACGAAGCAAAUGAUCAGAUUGAAACGGCCAAAAUAUGGGCCGACAAGGACUACGUAGAUGAAACCCGAAUGGCUAUUUGGGGCUGGAGCUAUGGUGGUUUCAUGACCUUGAAAGUUCUUGAGCAGGAUGCUGGGCAGACAUUCCAAUACGGAAUGGCUGUGGCGCCGGUUACCGAUUGGAGGUUUUAUGACUCUAUUUAUACCGAGCGCUAUAUGCAUACCCCUCAGCAUAACCCUGCAGGCUAUGAUAGCGCCAGUAUCAACAAGGUUGAUGCGUUAGGCGAGAACACACGGUUUCUGAUCAUGCACGGUGUCGCAGAUGACAAUGUUCACCUGCAAAACACCCUCACUUUGCUUGACAAGCUGGACUUGUCCAACAUCGACAAUUAUGAUAUGGCUUUUUUCCCGGACUCGGACCACAGUAUCAACUUCCAUAACGGACACACUGUGGUGUAUGAACGCCUCUCGAGCUGGCUCAUCAAUGCAUUCAAUGGCGAAUGGCAUCGUAUUCUGGAUCCAAAGCCGGAAGAAUCUGCAUGGAAGCGUGUCAAACGGUCUUGGCUUGCCCACCUCGGGGACUCAUAA